UCAAUAAUAUGUUUUCGGAUGAGCAUAAGUAAUCAUUACAAGUGUUUUCAAUACAAUUUCAUUUAAAGAAACAAGCUUAAUUUGAAUACAUAAAUACUUAAGUUUCACAUGAUUUUUUAUUUAUAAAGAAAAGUGAUCGUGAGCAAAAAUGACGAACGCUACAAUCCAGGAGAUUGAAGGUAUAGAUGACUACUGGGGCCCGGCGUUCCGUUCCAUAUACGAGGGAGAAGGCCACGAAGCAUUUGUCCAGCAGUUGGAUGAGAGAAUCAAGCAACAUGACAAGGAAAUUGAAAAGCUGUGCAACUUUCAUUAUCAGGGCUUUAUUGACUCAAUCCGUGAGUUAUUACAAGUGCGGUCACACGCUGAAGAGUUGCAUGCAGACAUAUCUAACGUGGACGCCAAUGUUACUGACACUACUGACAGUCUAUGUGCCAAAGCUGAGGAGUUGAUCCGGGCUCGCAGGGUAGAGCUGAAUAUUGCUGCCACUAUUGAAAAGAUGGAGCUAUGUCUACCAUUGCUCACUACUUACUCUAAGCUCAAGUCACAGGUGGAUGCCAAAAGAUAUUACCCAGCUUUAAAAACUCUGGAACAAUUAGAACACGUGCUGUUACCACGAGUGGGGCCGUAUAAGUGGUGUGCUCAGAUCUCGGCAGACAUACCGCGGCUGAGGCAAGCCAUACAGGAUGCCUCCAUGGCAGACCUUAGGGACUUCCUUGAGAAUAUACGGAAGCUUAGUCCGCAGGUGGGAGCAAUGGCUUUGAAACAGACACAAGAAAUGCUGGGAAGAAGCUUAGCUAGCAUUGUCAAAAACAAGAAAGACAUGGCAGUACUGGGCAUGUCAGCUAAAGACACGACGGGACCUCAAUGCCCACACGAGCUAGUGGACUUCAGUCCACUUCACCGCUGCCUACAUAUACACAGCGUGUUGGGAGCUAAGAACGACUUCAUACAGUAUUACAGAGCACAACGCAAACAACAAGCCCGUUUGGUCCUCAUACCAGCCUCCGCAAACCUUCACGACUCUACCCAAGGAGUCAAGAACUACCUCAACGCCGUUCUAGGCUUCUUCAUCCUCGAGGAAUACCUCCUCAGUGCAGGCUCAGGUCUGGUCUCCAAGGACUGGCUUCUGGAUAUGUGGGGGAUGUCGGUGACCAAAGUGGCUGCGACACUGAGGACUAACACGUCCUUGAUAACUGAUCCUACGCUGAUGCUGAGUAUUAAGCACCAGAUUGUGCUUUUUAUUAAUACGCUGAAAUGUUAUGGCUUGCCGACGGAUCCACUGCCGACGUUACUGCAAGAGAUGGCGGAACACUACACUGAGGUGCUGAUGCAGAGAUGGGUGGUCGUCUUCCGGGAUAUACUGGAUAACGCAUCCUUCUUGCCUAUUGAGGUGGAGACACAAGACCAGUAUGAGGGUGUGAUGGAUACGUUCCCGUAUGAUGGUGAUGAAUUGGAGACUCAGCCGUUCCCGAGAAAGUUCCCAUUCUCAUCUAUAGUCCCUGCAGUGUACGUGCAAGUGAAGGAGUUUAUAUACGCGUGGCUGAAGUACUCAGCAGGCCUAGGCCUGGGCGGCGGGCGUAGAGCCGCGGCCGCGAGACAUUCCGCCUCGCUGUUGCUGAGCAGGUCUUUUACUGGCUGCCUGUCUGCGCUGUUUAGAAGACCACUGCCGCUUAUGCAGUUGGUGCAGAUAAUCGUGGACACGCAGUACUUGGAAGGCGCUACAUUAUGUCUGUACGAGUUCAUCAGCAACAUCACUGGUUCCGAACUAGUUACUACGCAGACGGCGGGCAGUAUGUUCCAAGCAGCUCGCGAUGACGCUGAACAACAGAUUUGCGACAAACUCGAGAAGAAGGUGGACGAGUUCCUUGACCUCGAAAACUACGACUGGCUACUGGUGGAGCCAACUGGUCAGGCGUCUUCAUUCGUGACGGACAUGCUCAGCUAUUUGUCGGGUGUUCUCACGUCACUCGAACAACUGCCUGAGAGAGCGAGGGUAGCAGCAGUCAGAGCGGCUACCAACCGCAUCGCCACCCGUCUCCGAGCGCUACUCCUCGACCCUGCCGUCAAGCAGAUAUCCUCCGGAGCGUUGGACCAGCUGAACCUGGACGUGAUACAGUGCGAGCAGUUCGCUGCGGGGGAACCCGUGCCGGGGCUCAAGGAGGGAGAGCUGCUAGAACAUUUUGCGAGCUUGAGGCAACUCCUAGACCUAAUAACAGGUUGGGACUGGUCAUCCUACCUCCACGACAUAGGCAUCGACGGAGGCAAGUAUUCACUGGUGACGCCCCGCGACGCCGCCACACUACUCGAGAAGCUGAAAGAAGCGGAACAGAAGUCUUCUGUCUUCUCCGUCUUGAAGAAGAAUGAGAGAGACAGAAGGAAGUUGCUCGACACCGUACUUAAGCAAUUGAAGCAGUUACAGAAUCAAGAUGGCUCUUGAAUUGAUAUAUAAAUAACCUCCUCCUUUUUGGGAAGUCGGUUCAUAAAAGAGGUUUUAUGUAAGGCAUUAUAGUAUUUGAGUAAGGAGUUUGUAUAUUUUUUUAUGUUAUGGCGGUCAAGUCAUUAGUUAGGGUAUGCAACGAAGUUUUUAAAUGAAGAUAUUGUAUUACUUUAGGAUAAAAAAAUCAUAAAUACAUAGUAUUAGUUAUUGAAUGGAAUAUAUUCUCGUGUGUGCUCUCGAAAGUAGCUUGAAGACUUUAUAAAAGUUUUCGAGUGUUUUUUUUUUUCAUAAUCACUCCUGUCAUAUUCUCUGUUCAGCCAGUGGUCUAUCAAUUUGGAAUAAUAUUUUUAAAAAAUAUUUAGUUUUGUACAAUAAGCCUUAUCAGCGUAGUGAUAGCAGCAUUUAUAGAGGUUAUUAUUUAAGUGUUAAAUAGAAAGACAUUGUUUAUCAAUACGUAAUAAAUUAUUUAUUGUAAAA
Molecule: messenger RNA, 2914 nt
Organism: Helicoverpa zea (corn earworm)
Lineage: Eukaryota; Metazoa; Arthropoda; Insecta; Lepidoptera; Noctuidae
Gene: Sec15
Product: exocyst complex component 6
Exons: 16
Coding region: 149-2437 (762 amino acids)
Biological process (GO): Golgi to plasma membrane transport; exocytosis; intracellular protein transport
Cellular component (GO): exocyst; membrane
Source: RefSeq, a predicted model, not a curated record